GCCCAGUAGGUGCGUGUCAGUGUGUUAGAGGAAGUUAAGAGCACCACUCACUGUCUCUACUAACUGUAUUACCAUUAUUUUUUUCAUCCACAGUAGACGGAAACGAGAAGAAUGCGCCGGCUGUGGGUCUGGAUGUGGCUGGCCUGCCUAGUCACAAUCAACAAGGUUUAUUCAGAAGGCACAAAGGGAGAGUUGAACAUUUACAAAAUUAUACCGAAGACACAAACUACAGGGACGACAAUUUGUUUUAAGGAUACGAGCGUUACUCCUCCUGACAUCAAGAAGGAGAACAUAACUGUGAAAUGUUGGACAGGAAGUAACGAAACUGAAGAUACUGUAACUGCUUUAACUGGAGAUAAGCCUAAUUAUUGCAUUGAUGUUACACGACCCAUAUCCAAGGCCAUUAAACUUGGAGAUCUGGUACACUGUGUGUUGACGAUAACAAAUGGAACACUUACAAUACUUUCAGGGGAAGCAGAGUUUCCAAUGCCGGCUGAUGAUGCUUUUCCGACGUGUACCAAAGCAUAUUACUGGAAGGACAAUGCGGUAGUGGGAGUAGCCUGCAGUAAGAUAGGAUCAUUCGAUAAAGCAUAUUUUGAUUUAGAUGUAAGUCCUCACUCUAUUGAGAAGUCCAGUAAGGCGUGGUACACUUUGAAGGAUACUGUAACCUCCGGAACUUCUAACGUGUCAAUGUGUAAGGGAGUAAAAAACAAUGCUCCAGAUGCUUAUAACACCACUCUGGAUGUCUGCAUUCCCGCAAUUCCUAUAUAUGAUGCUCCUGAAUCAGAAUUGACCAUAAAGGAAUCGGAAUUGGAGUAUGAUACUGGUACUGAUACUGAUAAGGCGACACUAUCCAUCACGAUUAAUGAUUCAGAAAAGGCUGAUGACCUGGUGUUAAUAAAAGAUGGUGUAAUACAGGUGUUGAAUCCUUCUGUAGAAAAUAAAGCCAAACUGAGUAUAGACAUUACGAGCAGGCCGACCGACAAAAUAUACCAGUAUGAUUAUUUGGUUGUUGAUUACUCUGAUGAUGAUGAUGCAGUGGCUUCCGUCACAGGAUCUCUCAAAGAUUAUCAGUUAAUUGUGUCUGCUUUGACGAGCAAUACAGUGGAAAUGAGAUGGACGCAAGGGGUUCCUGAGUCAUACAAAAUACACAGGGAUUCUCCAGCAAGUGAUACAUCAUUUACUGAUGCAACCGUUAGCUGUACGAAAACACCAUGCACCGGGUACUUUGUGGAUCUUACAAAAUCAACAUCAUACACAUGCUCUGUUUCAAACGAUAGUUCACUUAAUAAGAUUACCGAUCAAGUGACAACACCUGGUUCUUCUACUAGUACUACUCUAUCAGGUCUCUUUAUAAAACAACUCUACUUGAAAUGGAACAGCGAUACAAAUACGGCUGGUACAACUGUGUGCUUCACUCGCAACAACGCUUCCAGUACCGAAGACUUACGCAAUUACGAGCUUAUAAUGAUCAGCAACCUCGGACAGGUGUUGAAAAGCCGAGGAGCGACACGGAAAGCAGACAGUCUUCUAUGCUUUGAAGAGGUGACCCUAGAAACCCGAGUGUUUGACGUGACGGGCAAAGUGGAGGUGAUUGUUGUAAAGAGGGACUCUGGUGGCCAAGCUGUACUUUCGAGUGGACAGUCUGGCGUGUUCUUUAUUUCCCCCAAAGUGGAGGGAGUCAAUGCCCGCACGGCCCGCGUUUCCUGGUACAACCCUGGCGGACACACACUAGCUGUCAGAAGAAAAAACGACCCUGCACCCAUCACCACCUCACACCAGACUACCUUCGUGCAUUACUUCUCUAGGACAUCAGAAGAUAAACUGGUGGUAGACACUGAGGACUCUAAGGUGAAGAUCACGGCUGAAGUUCCCCUCAAUCCUUCUACAGACAAAGGCAUGUGAUCCACCCUACCUUCACACCUCACACUGGGGCCCUGUUGUCCUGAGUUCAAAUAAUUAUGUUUUAUUAUUGUUUGUAGGGAAAUAGGAAACUGAUAACUACUCUCAGUGAUAUUUAUGUAGUCUAAGUGGGGGGGUUUUAUUAUCAUUCAUAUAUAACGAAUAAAUCCGGAUAUAUCUCUAAAUAAAUUCCUCAGAACAUUGAUAAAUAUACCAUAUGUUUUCUCUCUACCAAAUUUAACAUUACAGUACAAUAUUAUCCGGAUGUUGACCAGAGAAAUAUGUCCCGUUAGAUGAGUUUCCACACUUAAUAGUUUAUACUGUGUAGAGGAAUAACCUUCAGACACUUUUUACAAUAAGCUAUAUGGGUAGUUGACCUUCUACUGUUAGGGGUCACAACAAUCAGAUCUGUAAUGACAUAUAAAUACUUGAUGUGUGUCUUGGCGGCCUCACUACCAGGGUUCAUAAGCGCUUCACACUAAGGCUUCUGUGUAGCUUUACGCUUUAGCUACACUACACUACCACCAAAUCUUAUAGUUCAAUAGAAAACUAGUAACACUUAAAAGACUCAGGUUUUAUUAAUCUUCAGUAAAUAAGGUCUUUAAAUGCGGAAAUUGACUUAACAAAAUAAUAAGAUAAAAAUAACGUUGAAAUAAUCUAUAGUGAAAGUGUACUAUACUGUUGUCUUCACUACUGGCGGGUCAGUCGUCCAUAUAUUGUACGGGUGGACGUGAAUCAAUCUUGCUGUAGGAUGUUUACCUAACCGGGACAAGUAUGGCGGUCGGUUCUAAGCUAUUCAACAUAUUACUGUAAUGUGACAUUGUUUUUGGAUUGUUCAUAAAUACUUUAGUUGUGAGUGUAUUUAUAUGAAUGGAACUAAAAUAUAUAAUUAAGCAAACAAAAACUGGCUAUAAUCCCUAACUUAUCUAUAAACAAAACUAAUAUAAUCAGUGUGUAUACGUGACUAAACCUUCAGUAAACAAGGGAACAGCGUGGCCUGCACUGCACUCGAUCUCCUUCACUUCCCCAACUGUAAAGUUAGAUAGCCACUUAAAACCUAUAGGUGGAUUGAGACGCGAACCAGUGAUGCUUAGGACAGGAGUUAAGCACUAUAUCCACUCUGCCACCUCACCUCUUCGUGUACACCUUGUGGCCUUACCAUUAACAGUAUGACCACAAUACCCCGAAAUAUGUGAAAAUCAUAAUGGAAAUUCAGGAUUUAUGAAUAUUUACGGAAAAUACUUCAGGAGAAACUUAACACACAUACUGUCUCUAGUUUCAGACCUAAUAUUUUAUGUCUGCUAUUAGGGGGACGUUUGGGUGAUCAAGGGGAGAGAUUACUCAAAUUUGAAAUGAAUAAAGUGUUUAAAGUAGUAGUAGUAGAAGAGAGAGAGAGAGUGAAUAAAAAUGGUUAUAUUAUUCCCGAACCUAAAAAUAUCUCCUAUAUUUUGACAUAACUUUGUGCUAUACGGUAUAUAUUUAAUUAAUCCAUAUAUUGAGGUUAUAUCGUAUUAAUUAUGGUUAUAACGUAUUAAGGUUACAACGUAUUAAUAAUCUUCAACAACUAUAUAUUUAAAAGGAACACUACACACUACGUCACAUACUAAACAAAUGAUGUAAACAAACUAGCAAACUAAACGUAACAUUUAAACAUCAAUCCAAUAUUUUACACGAUAUAAAAACUCCAGUAAAACAGAUAAUUUUCUCUGUAUCAUUUAUAGGUUAUUAUUAUUAUUAUUAUUAUUAUUAUUAUUAUUAUUAUUAUUAUUAUUAUUAUUAUUAUUAUUAUUAAAACAUUGACUAUUAUUUUUUAGUUGAUAUUUAAUAUUGAAUGAUUUGUAUUCUUUUGCAUGAUGUUAAAUAAGCCAUAAUAAGUUGAUAAUGUUCAAGGUUUUGUUCUAAUACCAACACAAGUUCAUAAUAAACAAAGGGUGUCUAAUCUUCAUGUGAUACACCAAGUUACCAUUAUAAA
Messenger RNA from Homarus americanus (American lobster), 3874 nucleotides. RefSeq lists its product as uncharacterized. The transcript is spliced from 9 exons. NCBI's taxonomy places the organism in Eukaryota, Metazoa, Arthropoda, Malacostraca, Decapoda, Nephropidae. The coding region runs from base 112 to 1905 and encodes 597 amino acids. The record is from RefSeq and is a predicted model, not a curated record.